GCAAAAUCCUAAAUUUCCCCGCAGUCAAUCUCCAGGAACCAAACCUGAUCGACUGGACGGAGCCCAAACAAGAUGGCAGCGGCCGCGUCCCCCGACGUCCCAACCUGCGGCGACCUCCCCGCCGCCGUCUCCGCCUUCGCCGACUCCUUCGUCGACUUCGCCGUCUCCGGCAUCUUCUUCCCCACCUCCACCUCCCCGGCCCCAUCCUCUCCUUCUCCACCUCCCACCACCCCAACAACCUUCCUCCCCUCGCCCUCCCGCCUCGUCGCCAUUGGCGACCUCCACGGCGACCUCCGCAAGUCCCUCUCCGCGCUCCGCCUCGCCGGCCUCGUCCCGCCCACCUCCUCUGGGGGCGCGGACUCCGCCUCGGCCUCCACCUUCUGGGCCGCGGGGCCCACCCUCGCCGUCCAGCUCGGCGACAUCCUCGACCGCGGCGGCGACGAGCUCCGCCUCCUCUACCUCCUCCGCCGUCUCGCCCUCUCCGCGGAGUCCCGCGGCGGCGCGCUCCUCCCCAUCCUCGGCAACCACGAGGUCAUGAACGUCUCCGGCGACUUCCGCUUCGCCACGCCGCAGGGCCUCCAGGAGUUCUCCGCCUGGGCCGGAUGGUACCGCGCGGGCCUCGCCAUCAAGCGCCGCUGCACGGACCUUCUUCCUCAGCCCAAGAACCCCUUCCUCGGCAUGCCGAAGUCCUUCCCCGGCGUCAAGCCCGAGUUUUGGGACGGGAUGCGGUCCCGCCUGGCCGCGCUCCGGCCCGACGGACCCAUAGCGCGGCGGUUCCUGGCGGACCUCCCCACCGUGCUCGUCGUCGGCGACUCGGUGUUCGUUCACGGCGGCCUCCUCGAGGCCAACGUCGAGUACGGCCUCGAGCGAAUCAAUGCCGAGGUCAGCGAGUGGAUCCGCGGCGAGGGCGGCGACAAUGCCAGAGCGCCCGAGUUCGUGCGCGGCCGGGACGCCGUGGUCUGGCUCAGGAGGUUCUCUGACGGCUUCGAUUGUGACUGCCAGAGGCUUGAGGGGGUGCUUGGGAUGAUCCCGGGGGUCAAGAGGAUGGUCAUGGGGCACACAAUUCAGACAGAGGGGAUCAAUGCGGUGUGCGGCGCGCAGGCUGUGAGGGUCGAUGUCGGGCUCUCAAGGGGGUGCGGGAAUGGGUUGCCGGAGGUGCUUGAGAUCAAUGGGGGUGGUGCGGAGGUUUCGGUGAUCACAACGCCUCCCGCGGAGGCCUGGCAGUACCGGAAGCAAGAGGCAGAGAAGGCUGCAAAGGCGUUGAACGAGAAGAGGGGGGAGGUAAAAGAUGGGCUUGCAUUGCUGGUGAGGGAGAGUCAUGGGUUGAAAGAGGUAGAAGCUAAGGCUUAGUUUAGGGGUAACUUGAUGCUAGAGAUUGUUUUGCCAACUCCGAAUUGGGAUUACCAUGGUCAAUUUGGGUGUAGGAGUGGGAGGGAUUGGUUGUAGAAAUCGUUGGUGGAAUUAACAAUUGAUGUCCACGAAAGAAAGGAAAAUCUACAACAAUUGCCAGUGUUUAUCUGGAUGUGCUAAUCUGUUACUGCUAUGCACAA
Messenger RNA from Phragmites australis (common reed), 1550 nucleotides. RefSeq names its product shewanella-like protein phosphatase 2. The transcript has a single exon. Bases 73 to 1350 code for a protein of 425 amino acids. The record is from RefSeq and is a predicted model, not a curated record. NCBI's taxonomy places the organism in Eukaryota, Viridiplantae, Streptophyta, Magnoliopsida, Poales, Poaceae. Gene Ontology annotation, molecular function: hydrolase activity.